CUCCACGAAGCACCCCUCUCCCCAGAGCCCCACUCACUCACCCUCCUCCCCACCAGCCUGCUCUAGGCAGGCCCAAUGUCUUUGGGUUUAAAUGACGUCUCUCCUCUGUGGAACUCCACGAUUCCUUCCCACGGUCAACUCGGGACCUCCCAGCGACCACUGCCGCCUGCGGACGAGGCCAGGGACUUGGCCGAACGGAUCCUAAUAAGGGGAAAAUGCAAGCUUGUAUGUCCACCACCGUAGGCAAGCCGAACCGAGAUACCAUUUCCCGUUUGCAUGGCCUUGCAGAGCCACACGGGGGCGUGCUCACGUUCCAGAAGCCGCGUUUGGCGGAGGGGCCGCGGUACCGUAUCUUUCCAAUACUGGGUUCUAAUAGGCAAUCUCAGCCCGUUAGAAACACGCGGCCGAUACAGUGUGUGUUUGCUGUUUGUUUGUUCUAAGCAGCCAUGAGGCGUGGGAAGUUGUGUAAAGACGGAGAAAAGAGAGCUACCCAGAUUCCUGAAACAAGCGAUCACCUAGUCGUUGUCUCCUUAAAGAUAAAGCUGCUGGAAAAAUUCCUUGGUAUAAUUCGAUGGUGUCGAGGAGAGAUUUUUAAAAGACAAAUAUGUCUAUUUCAAAAUGGGUCAUGACACUGCGAGUUAAUUAAAUUAGGGGAAAUCAAUUUUCUUGUUGGUUUGAGUGUGGAGAGUGAUAAGAGGGUAGGACCACCCCCUCCCCAAAACCGCGUCCGCCUUGCGCGUUCUCCGACCGCCUGCGAUGAUUAAAAGGCUUUUGUUUAAGACAGAUCUAGGCACUGGCAACUUAGCUGAGUGUACUCUCAGGAAAAAUGCGACUGCGUCGGGACAACGUAAGGGGGUCGUUCUGGGCGACGGACUCCCCCCGCCCCAGGUUGUGCCUGGUGCCCGGGGCUACCGGUAGCGAUCAGGAGGCGCAGGCAGGAAGGACUAGGAGUUGGGGCGCCUGGGCCAGGCUGGGCUGAUGGCGCCUGCGGGAAGUGGCGGGCUGUCCGCGAAUCGUUUAUACUCCAAGGCGUCGUGGAAUGGGGAAUGCAUUUGAAGCAAACGGGCUUUGCAUUUGACAGAACCUCGGCCACCCUUCCAAGCCGCUUGCUGGCCUUGAGCGCGGAGUUUGAUUUGGGCACUAGCUCUUGGAAGUAUCUCGCCUCAUGCCCUCCUCGCGGCACCCCCCCCCCCAACCUUUGCAAAGCCCCUGACAUUGGGGAUGGCCUGUGUCACCAUCCGUGGUCCAAAAGGGAGGCUCCAAAAGGGAGGGCCGUUCUAAGGGAGGGUGGCUGUCCCUUCUUCAUCGAAGUUCAUUGUGAAGCUCACACAACCCCCGGAAUUAGUCCUGGCCCCGUCGGCUCCUGUGUUUCUGUCUUCUCCCUCCAGGCCCUGGACCAAAGGCCCUGGGUCCACCCCUGGGAGCUGGCAUCGGCUUCAGCGGAGGCUGGGGCGCCAGGAGCCCCCCCGCGAGGCGCCAGCCAGAGGCGUGGGUGUUCCCCACGGGCACCCCCGGCUCCCGCCUGUCUGACCGCGGGUCCAGCUUUGCUAUUGUGAAGCGACAUUUCCCGGGGCCUAACCCCGGCCUCAGUCCACGUGGGGUAAGAACCCUCCACCCGAAAUGUUGUGUUCCUCUUUAGGCGGCUCCAGCGGGAGCGCCGGUGGCCUUGCGGGGGAGGGGGCCCUUGGCUUUGGCUGGCAGCCUCCCGCAGAUCACCGGUGCUCAGCGGUCUGCAGCUCCUUUCCUCCUGGCAGCGCCCAAGAGGGACCGGAAAAAGGCUGGGGGAUUGGACCAGGACUUCUAGGGGCUGAAGACCCGACUCCACCUGAUCGUUAGGGCUGCGUCGGGCUGGUAGAGUGUGGCCAUGUAUCUUGAGUCGCUGAGUUUUCAGAUCCCGAAGUGGAGGGAAAAUGCAGGAAGUAGGAGUCUUUUGUGUCUGCAACCAAAAGAGGCUGCGCCGGCCCUUCUGUCUGUCUCCAGACACCCCUCAUGCGUUUGUGGUGGCUUCCCCAGCCUCCCCAUUUGCCUUCUUGGUUUUUUUUUUCACAUUGGCUGGGAGGUGCACAGUGCAACCCAGAGGGGCACCCUAGGGAAGUAGCUUUUAAAAUUUGUCCCCAUCUACUCUGCCCCCAAAGAGUGGCAUAGCCCUGAGGCCACGUAGGGCCCAAAUUCAGGGUGAACCCGGAGCCCCAGGGCUGCUGUUCUUCUUCCCAGUGACAGAAGAGUGCAGAUGCAAGCCACUUCUUGAUUACAAAUGCUAAUUUCUUGCUAAAGCAACCCUUUUAAUUUUUAUCUAGAAAGAACUGUGUGGGGGAGAAGAAUGUCUUGGUACAAAUAUGGAUAUUCAUCUCUUUUAUGGUGCAAUAUUGAUUUAUUAUUAAUGGUAACUGCUCCAACUGAUCUAAAGAUGAUCGAAAACAGCAGCUAUGCAGCUACAUUAAAUACUUAAGCAAAAUAAAGGCAGGCCUUGAAAGUCACUGCCUUUUCAUUCCAUUUGCUUCACCUUAGCCUUAGGGUCUUAGGCAAACUUCCCAUCCUCCCCAGCCCAGAUCAUUCUCUAGUAUUAUUUCUGGUUUUCUCAAUUUUUGUGAUAAAACCUCCCUGAAAUAUUGGCAGUCUCUGGCCUCAAGGAGCUAGUCUGAAGGCAGAAAUUUGAAAAAGAAUAAAAUAGAAUUUUGUGAUAAUAGAUUCGAAAUUAUAUCUGAAACAUUUUCUUUCCUGUGAGCGAGGAAGACCUAUUUAAAACCAAAUCCAAUGUGGAAGUGACUUUGAGCUUGAAGACAUCGGAGCUGAAACAGAAAGGCCCCCAAAUUAGGAAGGCAGCUCCUGCCUGUCCAGGCUCACUGCAGACCUGCCCACUCUGAGAGGAAUCGCUGGUUUUUAGCCUGGAUGUUUUCUUCAUGUAUAAAUAAAGAUUAUGAAAGGGCAUUUGAUGGACAUAAAAUUCCCGAUUAGAUUAAACAGUUUUGUCUUGCGAGUGGAUAGGGAGAAUUGGACAACCGAGAUCCUGGCAGCUCCCCUGGCCGAGAUGUAAAGGACGACAGUGCUGGAGCGCCAGGCUGGCGUCAGGGCGCCUGCCGCUAGCCCGUGCAGCGGGCACUUUGUCCAGCCUUGGGCACUCUUAGCUAUGGCUGGGAUCAUGAUCUCCGCCUUAUAAGAAAGCAAUUUUCGGGGUGCUGGUCAGUGGCUGUUAGCUUUAAACAGGACUGUAGCAGACUAGAGUCCAAAGUUGGGAUUUUUUCCUGCCCUCCUCACUGCCCCCCCCCCCAAGCUUAAAAACUGCCACCCCUGCGGAAAGGUAAUGUUUAAACCACCAGCUUGGCCGGGCGGCAUCCUGCAGCCAGAGCAGUUAGAGGCGCCAGGCUUUUAACCUGACAAUGAUGUUGUAUUUGAACAGCUGCAUAAAGGUUUAAAAGGUCUGUCUCAUUGCCACCGUGGAGUUUUUAAAAGGGGUUAUUGUUUGGGCGAGAGCACUGCGAGGGGACAGGCGAAGCGGUCCCAAGGCCGAAAGUAAUGUCCCACGCCCGUUUCAACAGGCCAGGGGAGAUUCCUUUUGGGGAGGGGGACAAAGGGUUUGUUGGAGAGGGUUUUUGUGAAGGAGCGAGCCGGCUACUAGGUCCCCCAGAAUGCUGAGGCGCUUUCAUGAGCAUCGGGCUCCAGAGAAAUGUUCUGCUGAGGGAGAAACCCAAUUUGCCCACAAGUUCAGUCUCUGGGCCUGAAAUCCAAGGCCAGCCCAUGACCGGGCGAGUGUGAGGAGAAGAAAACACGGAUGCCUUUCCGGAUAGAGAACUGGUUCACGAUCACAGUUUCCGGGGCCCUUUUCCUCUCUCGGAUGCAAGGAAGGGGAUCCAGGAAGUCGGAGGAUGGCUCCAGCGUCCUGGCCAGCCCCUCGCCCAGGGCAAGCCUUUGGAAAUCAAGGUUAAAGCUCCCUGCUGCUGCCCCGAGGCCGGGGCUUCCAAAAGCCGCUCACCCGCCAGCAACCAGAGAACGAGGGAGGAAGUUGUUGGACAAGUUUCUCAUAAAACUGAGUUUCCAUGGCGGUGAUGGUGGUUGUUCUUUAAUGAGCUCGACCACAACCCCAGACCAAAUCCUUUUUAUAGGACUUUCCUCACCAGAGGAAGCAGAGGGCUAAGAUUCCCCCACCUCCUUUUUCCUCCCUCCCCUUACCAAAGCAAAACCGUGUCAAAUCAUUUUAGGAAUUGUCCAAACCUAUAAAACUCAACUUCUGACAAAAGUAUAGCUUUUAAUAUUUGACGAUUUGUGUUAAAACAAAAAUUGACCUUCUUGGUUAGUAGCGAAGGGGAAAAAUCAAUAGUAUAAUUUUCAAUAAUUCAUAAAGCGAACGCCAUUAUGCUAAAUCUUAACUAUUAAUCUUAUCCUUUACAAAGUCUCGAUUGAUUUGUUAAUAAAAUAUCUUCCCGUGUGUGGCAACAGCGGGUAUAACUCUUUAAAAACCUUCAGAAGCAAGAAAAUUACCAAGUAGCCCAAGAAUGUAGAUGAGAAUUUUAUUGAUCGCCCUGAUUCUUCUUAAUAUGUAUUAAUAAAUUCCACAACCUUUUGUACCUUGCACUUGUCAGAAACCAAUGCUUUUACAAAAUCCAUAAAAGUAAAACAUAUUUUUCUUUGCAGAAGAACCAAAUGACACCUUUGCGUCUCUCUCUCUUCUGCUUGGCUCAGUCAGUUUUCUAAAACUUCUGGAGUCUGAGAGCGAGAGUUCUCCCUUUUCCUGGAAAAAAAUCUUUUCUUUCUCUUCCUUCCUUCCUUUUUGCCCUCUAUUAUCAGGGUGUGUGGGGGAAGAAAACCUCGGUUUAGUUCUCCGGCUGGGAACCGAAGGGACGCUUUCGCGGAUAGUGAAUUGUUGGCGAGGGAUUGUCUCCGGGCUGAAAGCUCCCAGCGGCCGGCCCGCAGAGGUCGGGGUGUGGUUCCUCGGAGAGCGGAAAGAUCGGGUAGCCCAUCGGGACGCGGAGGGGUCGGGAGCCGGGGCGGGAGGGCCGAGGGAGAGGACAGCGCCGUAGCCAGGCCGGUCCUCGGGGCUCCGGGGUCGGCCAGCUCCUUGGCCUCUCGGCCCUCGCGGCCCUUCUCGCCUCCGCUCCCCAGGAUACCUUAGCCGCGUCUAUGCCCCAGAGAUCUUUCCUGUGGCCCCCUGGAGUGGGACGUCUUAGAGCCCGAGGAAUCCGACUCACCUUCCCAGGCUGCCCAGGACAAAACUAACCAGCCUGGGCCCCCACCCGCUGCCCGGGCCCCGGCCCUCUCGGGCGCGUUCUGCCUUGGUGUGUGCGGGGAAUGCUUCUGUGUGCUGGCACCACGGCGCUCCGGUUUCCCUCCCCGCGCGUGUCCUCCCGGAGGCCCUUCUGGCCGAGCCUUUCCUUCCAGAGGCCGGAGCGGGGGACGCGAGUGGGGCAGGCGGGCCGAGCAAGCCCCAGGGAGGCUGGCGAGUGGCUGAGAGUGCUGGGCCGGUUGUCUCCAGCGCGCACUAUCGCGGGCGCGUAGUAGAUGUCGCUGUUGUCCGUGCUUACGCGGCCGGCCGGCCGGGCUCUGGAGCACGUGACCUGCGAGGAGGCUGCGGCUCAAGGCCAUUUUCAAAUCUCAUUGGCUUGGUUGUCAUGUGGUCGGCAGAGGCAUCCACAAUUACACGGGGAAUGUUUUCCUAGAGAUGUCAGCCUACAAAGGACACAAUCUCUCUUCUUCAAAUUCCUCCCCAAAAUGUCCUUUCCCAACAGCUCUCCUGCUGCUAAUACUUUUUUAGUAGAUUCCUUGAUCAGUGCCUGCAGGAGUGACAGUUUUUAUUCGAGCAGCGCCAGCAUGUACAUGCCACCACCUAGCGCAGACAUGGGGACCUAUGGAAUGCAAACCUGUGGACUACUCCCGUCUCUGGCCAAAAGAGAAGUGAACCACCAAAAUAUGGGUAUGAAUGUGCAUCCUUAUAUACCUCAAGUAGACAGUUGGACAGACCCGAACAGAUCUUGUCGAAUAGAGCAACCUGUUACACAGCAAGUCCCUACUUGCUCCUUCACCACCAACAUUAAGGAAGAAUCCAAUUGCUGCAUGUAUUCUGAUAAGCGCAACAAACUCAUUUCUGCCGAGGUCCCUUCGUACCAGAGGCUGGUCCCUGAGUCCUGUCCCGUUGAGAACCCUGAGGUUCCUGUCCCUGGAUAUUUUAGACUGAGUCAGACCUACGCCACCGGGAAAACCCAAGAGUACAAUAACAGCCCCGAAGGCAGCUCCACAGUCAUGCUCCAGCUCAACCCUCGCGGCGCGGCCAAGCCGCAGCUCUCGGCCGCCCAGCUGCAGAUGGAAAAGAAGAUGAACGAGCCUUCGAGCGGCCAGGAGUCCACCAAAGUCUCCCAGGUGGAGAGCCCCGAGGCCAAGGGCGGCCUUCCGGAAGAGAGGAGCUGCCUGGCUGAGGUCUCCGUGUCCAGUCCCGAAGUACAGGAGAAGGAAAGCAAAGAGGAAAUCAAGUCUGAUACUCCAACCAGCAAUUGGCUCACUGCAAAGAGUGGCAGAAAGAAGAGGUGCCCUUACACUAAGCACCAAACGCUGGAAUUAGAAAAAGAGUUCUUGUUCAAUAUGUACCUCACCCGCGAGCGCCGCCUAGAGAUCAGUAAGAGCGUUAACCUCACCGACAGGCAGGUCAAGAUUUGGUUUCAAAACCGCCGAAUGAAACUCAAGAAGAUGAGCCGAGAGAACCGAAUCCGAGAACUGACCGCCAACCUCACCUUCUCUUAGGUCCGAGGCCCGUCAGAGGCCGAGAUCGGAGAGGGGGCACCGCGUUCCAGGGCCGAGUGCUGGAGGACUGGGAAGGCGGAAACAAAACCUUCAUUGCUCUUUGUUUUUUGUUUUGUUUUGUUUUUUUCCUGCUAGAAUGUGACUUUGGGGUCAUUCUGUUCGUGCUGCAAGUGAUCUGUAAUCCCUGAGUAUAUAUAUAUAUAUAUUAAAAAACUAGCACGUGUAAUUUAUUAUUUUUUCAUCGUAAUGCAGGGUAACUAUUACUGCGCAUUUUCAUUUGAGUCUUAACUUAUUGGAACUGUAGAGCACCCAUCAAUCCAUUCAUCCAUCCAGCAAUGUGACUUUUUCAUGUUUUUCCUAACACAAAAGGUCUGUGUGUGUGGUUAGUCCAUGAGCUCAUGGCGUUUUGAAUACAUCCAGUACUUAAAAGUACUUAAAUUACAUAUAUAUUUAAAAAAAAAUUAAGAAAACCCACAAGCUUUGGGGGGAGGGGGACUAAAAAAGCACAUUACAAUGUAUCUUUUUGCAAAUGAAUUUAGCAAUUGUCCUUGGUGAGAUGGAAUAUUGACGACUUAUGCCUUGUAGCCUUUCCCUUGUGGUGCAUCUGUGGUUUGGUAGAAGUGCAACAGCAACCUGUCCUCUCUGUGCAUGUUCUGGUCGCAUGUAUAAUGCAAUAAACUCUGGAAACGAG
This is a messenger RNA of Equus quagga, 7417 nucleotides long. It is a transcript of the gene HOXD10, whose product is annotated as homeobox D10. Gene Ontology annotation, cellular component: nucleus. Gene Ontology annotation, molecular function: RNA polymerase II cis-regulatory region sequence-specific DNA binding; DNA-binding transcription factor activity, RNA polymerase II-specific. Gene Ontology annotation, biological process: regulation of transcription by RNA polymerase II. The coding region runs from base 5494 to 6726 and encodes 410 amino acids. The record is from RefSeq and is a predicted model, not a curated record. NCBI's taxonomy places the organism in Eukaryota, Metazoa, Chordata, Mammalia, Perissodactyla, Equidae. The transcript has 3 exons.